This is a messenger RNA of Aspergillus fumigatus Af293, 690 nucleotides long. RefSeq lists its product as uncharacterized. Lineage: Eukaryota; Fungi; Ascomycota; Eurotiomycetes; Eurotiales; Aspergillaceae. Gene Ontology annotation, biological process: transcription initiation at RNA polymerase III promoter. The record is from RefSeq and is a predicted model, not a curated record. Gene Ontology annotation, cellular component: RNA polymerase III complex.
AUGAGGAUAAUCGACCCCCAAAGCGCCGUCCUCACCAACAUCGAGGUUCUCGCCUAUAUAACCGCCAACCCACCCCGACGACCCCCGAACCCUCCCCCGAACUCCCGCAACUGGGUCCCUAGUCCUGAUCUCCGCGACCACAAUACAGUCGUUCGAGAAAUCCACAACUACAUCCACCGUCUCUCCCCGCACCUCCUCAAAUACCCAGCCUAUAUACAUGGCGAACCGCCACAGUCGCAGCAGCAGCCAUCGUCGGGUGAAUCCCCGACGGUACCGCCCGUGCAACCGAGUACGCCCACCCCCAUGGAUCUCGCGCUCCGCGAGCUGGUUACGCGGCUGAAGCCAUUUGGGCUGACGAAGGGGGAGGUGAUUAUGAUUGUGAAUCUGGGGGUGGGGCUGGAUACAUCCUCCGCGGGGGCGCGGGCUGAUGGGGAGGAAGGCGAGGGCGGAGAGCAAGAUGGGAUGGAGGUUGAUGAGGUGGAAGGAGGGAAUGAGGGUGGGGAGGAGGCAGGUAUGGAAUCAGGGGGCGGGGGGUUGAGUGAGGAGGAUUACGGUGCGCUUGCACUGCUGGAUACGGUGAUUGAGGAACGGGAAGAGAGGUUAUCGGAGGACGAUGUGGCGCAGAUAUUGGCUAUUAUCCGGGAGACGUUAGGGCCAGGGUCGAAGGGGAUAAUGGGGAGUGUUGGGUAG